Molecule: messenger RNA, 981 nt
Organism: Angiostrongylus costaricensis
Lineage: Eukaryota; Metazoa; Nematoda; Chromadorea; Rhabditida; Metastrongylidae
Source: the annotation of a GenBank genome assembly
AUGGACAUUCAUUUUGAAAUAAAACCUACAUCAGUGGUGAAACUCAUUGAUCCUUUCGUGGACCUAGGACAUCUUGUUAUUGUAGAUCGCGACAACAUCGAAGGUGAUGCCAGUGACAACCUAUUAAUUCGAGCUCGGAAUAAUGCUCAGUAUCUCUUCAAUAAAAUAUGGGAAUUGAAUAGGAAGCAUACAGAUGAAGCAGUAAUGGCCGAGCUUCCGAAGUCGACCUUUAUUCUGCCGAGAGAAAAAAAGAUUCCUGAUAAGAAAGAGCCUACCAAGUGGGAGAAGUAUGCUGCACAGAAAGGUAUUACUAAGAAGAAAAAGUUUAGGAAGGUAUUUGAUGAGGCAUCUAAGGAAUGGAAGCCGACAUAUGGUUAUAGGAGAGCGAAUGAUGACACUAAAGAUUGGUUGAUUGAAAUACCUGAUGGUGCAGAUCCCAAUAAGGAUUACUUUGCUGAACGUGUUGAAAAGAAAAAAGAACGCAUUGCGAAGAAUGAAACACAACGUUUGAAGAACAUCGCACGUCAGCUGGGUACGAAUAUGAGGAAAGGACCAUCAGUUGAUCCUACCAUCGGUGUGGGGAUUUCUCCAGAAGAGAAGUCAAAACAGCAGCAAAUCUUUUAUGUGCGAUUCGCGGUGGAUCGUGCCAAAGCUGCGACAGCUUCUGCAGGGAAAUUCCAACGCCUUGCUAGGGGAGAGAAGGAGAAUGUUAAAAUCGGAAAGAAGCGAAAGUUUAUGCCAAAUGAAGCGGGAGGAGAAAAGCAGCAUAUAUUAGAAAUAUGGGAGAGGAUAAAGAACAAGAAGGCAAAGAUCAUCGAGGAAAAAGUGGCUGCUGUUGCUGGACCUGUGAAAAAGGAGAGGAAACAAAGGAAAGGAAAUAAGCCGAUUCGGCAGAAAAGUCAAAUACACCGUCAGAAGUGGUUCAAAAAGAAGACAUCGGAAAAUAAAAAGAAACGUGGGAAUGCAAAGAAGAGCAAGUAA